Messenger RNA from Babjeviella inositovora NRRL Y-12698, 1429 nucleotides. It is a transcript of the gene MNN9, whose product is annotated as mannosyltransferase complex subunit. The coding region runs from base 28 to 1125 and encodes 365 amino acids. NCBI's taxonomy places the organism in Eukaryota, Fungi, Ascomycota, Pichiomycetes, Serinales. Gene Ontology annotation, molecular function: alpha-1,6-mannosyltransferase activity. Gene Ontology annotation, cellular component: mannan polymerase complex. The transcript has a single exon. Gene Ontology annotation, biological process: cell wall mannoprotein biosynthetic process; protein N-linked glycosylation. The record is from RefSeq and is a predicted model, not a curated record.
UACUGAGCCGUACUACACCCAUCGAUCAUGGUCCAGCUCAAAAGCCCGUUACUUCGCCAGAUCCGCAGAAAACCGUUGACGGCGAUUGCGCCGAUCACGCUCCUCGUGGUGCUCGUGUUCCUCUUCUUCCGGUCCUCCGGGUCACAGAAGCUGCGAACGUAUUCGUACAAGUCGAAGAAGAGCGGUUUCUUCAACCACCACCGUGAUGUUAUCCCGCGGAACCUCCCAGGCGAUCAUAUCUCGCACUAUGACUUGAACAAGCUCGCGUCAACGCCGAUGGCGGCGUACAACAAGGAGCGCGUAUUGAUUCUCUCGCCAAUGUCCAAGUUCUACAACGAAUACUGGCAGAAUAUCUUGACCCUCACGUAUCCGCGCGAGUUGAUCGAACUUGGCUUUAUCGUUCCGCGCACGGCCGAGGGUGAUGUGGCGUUGAAGAAAUUAGAGAAGGCUGUGAAGCAGGUGCAGACUAAGGAUGCACGCUUCGCCAAGGUGACGAUCUUGAGACAGGAUUCCGAAUCGUUGGCGUCGCAGAAGGAAAAGGAUAGACACGCGUUGAAGGUACAGAAGGAGAGAAGAGCCAAUAUGGCGCUCGCGAGAAACUCGCUUCUCUUCACCACCUUGGGACCGUUCACCUCAUGGGUCUUGUGGCUCGAUUCAGAUAUCAUUGAGACCCCGCACUCCUUGAUUGAGGACUUGGUAUCUCACGACAAGCCAGUAAUCAGUGCUAACUGUUACCAGCGCUACUACGAUGACGAAAAGAAGGCGCUGUCCAUCCGGCCGUACGACUUCAACAAUUGGGUUGAGUCCGACGAGGGCUUGAAAAUUGCUGCGGGCUUGGAGGAUGAUGAGAUCAUCGUUGAGGGCUACGCCGAGCUUGCGACCUACCGUCCGUUGAUGGCACAUUUCUACGACGCCAAGGGUGACAUCAAUACCGAAAUGGCGUUGGACGGAGUGGGUGGGGCUGCCGUCUUGGUCAAGGCUGAUGUUCACAGGGACGGUGCCAUGUUCCCGUCCUUCCCAUUCUACCAUUUGAUCGAGACUGAGGGCUUCGCCAAGAUGGUCAAACGUCUCGGCUACGAGGUGUUUGGCUUGCCAAACUACUUGGUGUUCCACUUCAACGAGUAGCUGUAUAGAUGACAAUUUUGGUAAAUAGUAAUCUAAGGGAGUAGAUUUUGUUCUAGAGAGUUGACCAUGACCUUUGGUUUGUUAUAAUUCGGAUUUAGUGUUGGAAUCCUAACUUAGGCUGGGAUGGGGGAGGACAGCCCUAUCAGGUAUUUUUUAGACCGAUAAGGAGGGUACCGGUUUCAAGGUCUCCUAGUAUCGGAUCAAUGGGUGUAGACCUUCUGCUAAAAGCAACAAGGCUGAUAUGCUUUGUCUAGUCCUUAACCCCUCUACCACAAUCUCAGCUCGCUUCUUUCCUCUUGUCAAG